This is a messenger RNA of Rotaria sp. Silwood1, 4242 nucleotides long. Lineage: Eukaryota; Metazoa; Rotifera; Eurotatoria; Philodinida; Philodinidae. The record is from the annotation of a GenBank genome assembly.
AUGACAAAAAGUUCAACACGAUGGACAAAACAAGUUAUGGAGAGUCAAAUACCAUUUCGUGAUGAUUAUCCACGUCCACAUUUAAGAAGAAAAUUAUGGUUAAAUUUAAAUGGAUAUUGGUCAUUUACAAUAACAUCAAUCAAAGAAACAUAUCCGAAGAAGUUUGAUCAAAUUAUUCGUGUACCAUUUCCUGUUGAAUCUUAUUUAUCUGGUAUUCAAAAACGUGUUGAUUCAGGAAUGUAUCUAUGGUAUAAAAGAAAUUUUCAAAUAAAAUCUUCAUCAUGGUAUGAUGGUAAUCAUCAACAAUAUCGUAUAAUAUUACAUUUUGAUAAAGUUGAUUAUGCAACUGUUGUUUAUUUAAAUCGUCAUAUUGUUGGUAUUAAACAUUUAGGUGGUUAUGAACCAUUUUCAUAUGAUAUAUCACCAUAUUUUAUUAAUUAUGAAGAUAAUGAAUUAAUUGUACGUGUUUGGGAUCCAUCACAUUAUUGGUAUCAACCACGUGGAAAACAAGUAUUAGAUGUUAAAGAAUCAAAUUCAAUAUUUUAUACACCAUGUUCUGGUAUAUGGGGAACAGUUUGGUUAGAACGAGUACCUUAUAUUUAUAUUGAUCGUUUACAAUUUCAAACAAAACUUUCAUUUACAAAUGUUUUUUUAAAAUAUCGUAUUGAUUUAAAAACAGCAAGAACAACUUCAUUUAAUUAUCAUUUACCAAAUAAACAUAUACCAAUUUAUUCUUCAAAAAAUUUUAUUGAAGAAAAUAAAUUUUUAUUAAAUGUAAAACAAAAUAAAAAUAUAACUAAUUAUGAAGAACUUGGUUUUAUAUUAAAUAUAAGUAUUAUAGAAAAAAAUAAUAAAAAUUUAAUUAAUUUUAUAUCUUAUAAACCAAAUAUUGAACAAGAAAUUUCAUUUCCAUUAAAUCAAAUUAAUCUUUGGUCACCUGAUAAUCCAUAUUUAUAUCAUAUUCAUAUUGAUUUAUAUCAAAUGGAUAUAUUCAUUGAACAUAUUGAUAGUUAUAUUGGUUUUAGAGAAAUUUCACUUUGUUCUAAACCAAAAAAAAUUUGUCUUAAUAAUAAACCUUAUUUUAUGUUCGGAGUACUUGAUCAAGGUUAUUGGCCUGAUGGUCUUUAUCGUGCACCAACUGAUGAAGCAUAUCGAUAUGAUAUAGAACAAAUAAAAAAUUUAGGUUUUAAUACAAUACGAAAACAUAUGAAAAGUGAAACAUCACGAUUUUAUUAUUGGUGUGAUGUAUUAGGUAUGCUUGUUUGGCAAGAUAUGCCUGCAGGAGAUUCUUAUGAUGGUUAUGAAAUUGAAUUAGAGGAUGAUAAAAAUUUACGAUUACAUCGUGAUAAUAGAACGAUUAAUUUACCACUAGCUAUAAGAAUAAAAGAAGAUAUACCUAAAGCUCCAUCACCAUUACCUACAAAACCAUUUGAACAUAAAAUUCAAUUUGAAUAUGAAUUAAAAGGCAUGAUUGAUUUUCUUUCAUUUCAUCCAUCAAUUAUUAUUUGGGUAUUAUUUAAUGAAGGAUGGGGACAAUAUGAUACAAUACGUUUAACAAAAUGGUUACAAACAUAUGAUAAAGAUCGUUUAGUAAAUAGUGCUAGUGGAUGGCAAGAUCGAAUAAAUAUUGGACAUAUAAGAGAUAUACAUGAUUAUACAAAAGAAAUUUUAUUACCAUCAUCAUAUGAUGAUGAAAUUCGAGCAUUAGUAUUAGGUGAAUGUGGUGGAUUUGGUUUAAUGAAAUCUGGUUGGAGUUAUAAUACUUAUAGUGAUAAUUAUCUAUUAACAUAUAUAUUUGAACAAUUGAUUGUUAAUCUUUCAUCACGUUUAUCAGCUAUGAUUUAUACACAAUUAUCUGAUGUUGAAAAUGAACACAAUGGUAUAAUAACAUAUAAUCGAGAAGAAAUUAAAUUUAUAACAUCACAUAUUAAACGUGUACUUAAUCAUGAUUAUUCACAUUUAUAUAAAUUAGAAUAUAUAUGGAAUCUUACAUCAAUACCAUAUAUGAAUUAUACAAGUUUAUCUUUAUCAAAAACAUUUAAUCUUAUGAUUGAUAUUAAUUCAAUAUAUAAUCAUCAUUUUUAUUUUUAUAUAUGUUAUUUAUAUUCAUUAGUUAAAAUAACAAUUGAUCAUCAUUAUACAAUCAUACUUAAACAAACACAUGAAAUACGAGAUUAUCAUUAUAUAUCAUUACCAUCGAAUAUUUUUCGUGGUUAUCGGGAAGCAGACGGUCUAACAGCAUUGAGUAUAGCAGCUGGUAAAAAACAUAAAUCUAUUACUGAAACAUUAGCCACAUGUCCCGAAGUUCAAGUGAACAAAGCAUCAUUAUCCGGCAUUACACCAUUAUUAAUGGUUGCCGAAGUUGGUUGGCGAGAUAUAGUUGAUAUUCUAUUACAACGUGGUGCUCUUGUUGAUGCAGCACCAUCUGGUAAACGAGCUGAAGAUAAUAAAAUAGCUGGUUCAACACCAUUAAUUGGUGCAACUAAAUAUAAUCAUCCUGAAUGUGUUAAACGUUUAUUAGCACAUCAAGCUAAUCCAAAUCAUCAAAAUCAAUCAGGUAUAUCAGCAUUAAUGCUUGCAGCUGAACAAGGUUAUUUUGAAUGUGUUAAAUUACUUGUACAAGCUGGAGCUGAUCUAGAAUUAGCACCAAGUGGUCCAUUAGCAUUAACAAUGAAUUUAUGUGGUCAAACACCAUUAUUUUGUGCAGCUAAAGAAGGUCGAACAGAAAUAGUUAAAUAUUUAUUAGAUCGUGGAGCUAAUCCACGUGUUCAAAAUCAUUAUGGUGUAAGUGCUUUAUGGAUUCCAUCACAAAAAGGCAUGUUACAAGUUGUUGAAUUAUUAUUAAAUGCCGGUGCUGAAACACAUAUUGCUCCAUUUGGUAAUCUAGCUGAUGAAUUAAAUAUAACUGGUUGGACACCACUUUAUGCAGCAAUGAAAUCACGAAAAUUUGAUGUUGUUAAAUUACUUCUUAAACGUGGUGCUGAUUCAAAUGCAGUAACAAAAUUAGGUUCAACACCAUUUUUACUUGCAUCUGAAAUAUGUGAUUUAGAUAUAAUUGAAGCAUGUAUUGAAGCUGGUGCUGAUCUUGAUUUUGCACCAAGUGGUUCUGAUGCUGAUAAUUUAAAUAUAACUGGUCAAACAGCAUUAUUUAUGGCAACAUUAAAAGAUCGUGUUGAUGUUGUUAAAGUUUUAAUUGAAAAAGGAGCACAAGUUAAUGUAAAAAAUCGUUAUGGUGUAUCACCAUUACUUCUUUGUGCUGAAUCAGGUAAUCGAGAACUUGUUCAAGCACUUGUUAAAGCUGGUGCUGAUGUUAAUAUUACACCACAAGGAGAAUUAGCUGAAGAAAAUUUCCUUGCUGGACAGACGCCUCUUUUUGGUGCAGCUAAAAAGGGUCAUGUAGAAAUAUGUGAAUAUCUUAUUGAAAAUGGUGCCAAUGUUAAUGCUAUAACAAUGACUGGUGCCACACCAUUAUAUACAGCAACUGAAGAAGGUCAUUUAGAUGUUGUUAUUCUAUUGAUACGUUAUGGUGCUGAUGUAAAUCAAUCACCAAAAGGACAAGUUGCACGUGAUCUUCAUAUUGAAAAUCAAACACCAUUAUUAAUAGCAUGUAUGAGAAAUCAUGAAUCAAUUAUUCGAUAUUUAAUUGAAUCUGGUGGUGCAAAUGUUAAUGUUACAUCUGAACGUGGUUCAUCACCAUUCCUUGCUAUAUGUCAACAUAAUAAUGUUGAAUUAGCACGUUUACUUAUACGACAUGGUGCAAAACAUGAUGUUGAAGCAAAAAAUUUAUAUGAUGGAAAAAUUAAUGGUUUAAUUGUUGCUGCUGAAUCAGGUUCAUUUGAUAUUUUACGUUUAUUAGUUGAUGCUGGUUUAGAUGUUAAUUAUAAGAUAGCAGGAAAAGGUGAAACAGCUGGUCGUACACCUUUAUUUUGUGCAUGUGCAAAAGGCUUUCAAGAUAUUGUAGAAUAUUUAAUUGAUCAUGGAGCUGAUGUUAAUGGAACAGAAAGUAGUGGUCUUUCAUGUUUACACAUAGCAGCAGCUAUGGGUCAUGCUGAUACAGUUCGAAUCUUAUGUGAACAUGGUGCAAAUGUUGAUCAACAAUUUCGUUUUGAAGAACAAGAUGUAACUGCAUAUGAUUUAGCUGAAUCUCAACAACAUGAUCAUGUAUGUCAAGUAUUGAAAAGUUUUGGUGCACGACAAUUACCUCAUAGUACAUUAUCAACUCAUCUAGAAUCUAAUAAAUAA